Penicillium roqueforti is the source of this 621-nucleotide messenger RNA. RefSeq lists its product as uncharacterized. Lineage: Eukaryota; Fungi; Ascomycota; Eurotiomycetes; Eurotiales; Aspergillaceae. Gene Ontology annotation, molecular function: dynein intermediate chain binding. The transcript is spliced from 2 exons. The record is from RefSeq and is a predicted model, not a curated record. Gene Ontology annotation, biological process: microtubule-based movement. Gene Ontology annotation, cellular component: cytoplasmic dynein complex; cytoplasm. The coding region runs from base 1 to 621 and encodes 206 amino acids.
AUGGCGAACUCAGGACAACGCACACAGCAGGUCCCCCAGCAUGUUUCCGCGCUGCUCUCGCACCUCACCUCGCGCCCCGGCGUGCAAUCCACCUUGAUUCUCUCCCGAAAAGACGGAUCCAUCAUCCAAAGCACAGGACAGUUAGCACAAAUGACCGAAGAGAACGGAGGUUCUCGAACCGCACACAUCCCCUCAGCCACAACCGAUCCGACUGCCCUCUCCGCCGCUCAACCCACAGAACCAUCCCCUACCUCACCCGCCGUGUCACAGCCCUACCAACCCUCACAAGCCGAGACACUAGCUGCCCACAUCUUCGCGUUUGUCUCCAGUGCCGAGGCACUCGGUGUGUCACUAUCGCGGCCCACUCCCACUGUGCAGCGACCCAGCGACAGCCAUUGGGAUGAUAACUACGACUACGGGAACGAGGCGGGCACAGCACGCGAGGAAGACCGGGACGGCGAUGAUCUCGAUCGGGAUGAGGAUGGAGAAGUGAAGCUGCUGAGAAUGCGCACGAAGAAACAUGAGAUUGUGGUCGUGCCGGAUCGGAAGUACCUGCUGUGUGUGGUACAUGAUGCCUCCCCCGGCGGAGGACCUGGGGCAUCGGGCUCGCGCUCCCGGUAG